ACAAGUAUCUGAUUGUGGCAACUGGCUUAUUGUUACUCCUCUGAAGGACUGCAGAGAUAAUUUAGUAUAUUUUACGCCAUUAAAACCUGGAAUGAGUAUAAGCAGCAACUUGCCAUUAACGCAGGUUGUCGAUAAACUUGAAGCUGAUUAUGAAUAUGUGACUAAUGUUGGUACCAAAGCUGUGUUCCGCACAAAUAAAAAUGCAUCUAACUACAAAUUGAUAGCUAUAGAUUUGUUAGAUUAUGGACAAGACAAAUGGGUUGAUCUAUUGCCAGAACAUCCUGAGAAUGUACUAGAUUGGGCUACUGCUGUUGAUGGAGAUAAAUUUGUUGCUUGUUAUAUACAAGAUGUUAAGAAUAUUUUACAACUUCAUAGUUUAAAAUCUGGUGAAAUUCUUAAAACAUUCCCUCUUGAUCUUGGCACUGUUGUUGGAUUCUCAGGAGAGAAAAAAUAUUCUGAAAUAUUCUACCAAUUUACAUCGUUCCUAACUCCUGGCAUCAUAUAUACAAUCGAUUUGAAAAAAGAAGAGAAACCACGAGUAUUACGAGAAAUUAAAGUAAAGGGUUUUGAUGCAAGUUUAUAUAAGACUAGUCAAAUAUUUUAUACAAGCAAGGAUGGUACAAAAAUCCCCAUGUUUAUAGUAACAAAGAGUGAUGCCAUAUUGGAUGGAACUAUGCCAGCUUUACUUUACGGAUAUGGUGGGUUUAACGCGAGCAUUCAGCCUACGUUCAGUGUUACAAGACUUGUUUUUAUACAACAUUUAAAUGGAGUACUUGCUGUUGCUAAUGUUCGUGGAGGAGGUGAAUAUGGAGAAAAAUGGCAUAAUGCAGGACGCUUCUUCAAUAGGCAAAAUGUAUACGAUGAUUUUCAGUAUGCAGCAAAAUAUCUUGUGGAGAACGGAUAUACUACUUCAUCAAAGUUGACAAUUCAAGGUGGCAGUAAUGGUGGUCUGGCUGUUGCUGUAUGCAUAAAUCAGAGACCUGAUUUAUUUGGCGCAGCCAUAGCUCAAGUGGGCGUUAUGGAUAUGUUACGUUUUCAUAAAUUUACUAUCGGUUCUGCUUGGGUUUCGGAUUACGGAAGCUCUGAUGAUCUCAAGCAUUUUCAGAAUCUGUUGAAAUACUCACCCUUGCAUAAUGUAAGAGUACCACCAGAUGAUGUACAAUAUCCUGCAACGCUGCUUCUGACUGCUGAUCAUGAUGAUCGAGUUGUACCAUUGCACACUCUUAAAUUAAUAGCAACUCUUCAGCAUACACUUGGAAACGUAUCAAAGCAAACAAAUCCUUUAUUUGUAAGAAUAGAUACUAAAGCAGGUCAUGGAGGUGGAAAGCCCACUAUGAAAGUGAUUGAAGAAAGUACCGACAUCUUAUCGUUUAUUGUACAAUCUUUGGGUUUGGAAUUUAAAUUGUAAUUAAUGCUUGAAGAAAAAUUUAAAUCCAAUAUUUUGCAUAAAUCUUUUAAAAAUCAAGAAAUUGUAAGGUAAUAUAUCGCUAAAAAUAUAUAUGCGAUUAUUAUAUGUAUUGAAAUGUAUUGUUGCAAAUUCAUCUGAUAUGCUUAAACUGCAAAUUUUUUUAUAAUAAUGUGUCUUUAUUGUCAAAUAAAAAAACGAUGAAAUUUAUAUUUUUAUGCUAA
Molecule: messenger RNA, 1629 nt
Organism: Linepithema humile (Argentine ant)
Lineage: Eukaryota; Metazoa; Arthropoda; Insecta; Hymenoptera; Formicidae
Source: RefSeq, a predicted model, not a curated record